AUGAAUAGCGAGAAUUCAUUUUUAAAAACUCAAUCAAAUAUUCGAUUCUUAUUUGUGACAGCUAAUACAGGCACAGUAUUUGAAAAGCCCGAAUUAUUAACUGCAUGGGUGACCGAAUUCGCAAAUCUUAUACAUCGUUAUCCAUCCGAUUUUAUUGCAUUACAUUGCCAAGAAAUUGGUGGAAAAGAUUAUGAAAACUAUAUGCAUGUUUUGGAUUUAUUUAUUAAAAGUAUUCUUCAAAUACCUGAAAUUAGUACUGAUUUUACUCGUUAUCGUUUAUAUUUUGAUUCGGAUUAUACAUCUCAGGAUACAUUUACAGCUCUUGGCUCAGCUUACUUUAUUCGUCAGAAUCUAUCUAUACAACAAUGGAAUUUCACAACUUCAUGUUUUGAAUAUGUUACUAAUCGUCAAAUUCAUACUGGUAAUUUGGUUCAUAUUCAAACAGUACGCAAAGAAAAAUUUCCUCGAGAGUUUUUUUCAGAAUCGAAAUGGUCUCGAAAAGGUUUUACACAAACACGUUGGUCAAUAAAUGAUUUUAUUUUUGACAUGGUCAAUGUACAUCUUUUCCAUGAUGCUUCAAAUCUUUUAGCUGUUGAACAGAGUCCUUCUGUAUACAGUACAUUUCGGAAAAAUGCUCUAGAAUCUACUCUACAAAGUUUGUCACUUAAUUCUUCUGAUGCGGAUGUACCAUAUGUUAUAUUUGGUGAUUUUAAUUUUCGACUUGAUUGUCAUCGUUUACUUCAAGAUAUUGUUGAAAAACGAGCUGGUUCAGUUGAUAAAAUAAUAAAAAAAGAUAGUGAUGAACUUUCAAAAAUUAUUAUAAAAAAUACACAAAAUAAACUAAAAUUAACAAUUGGAAAAAAAGAAUUUAAUCUUCAUGAUGAUCAUGAUUCAUUUUUUAGUACUGAUUCUCAACAGUUUCAUAUGUUCGAUUAUGAAUUUUCAUCAUUUGGUGAUCAAUUAUUUGAAUAUGAAAAAAGUUUUCCACCGAGUUAUCCAUACAGUGAAGAACUCGCUGAAGCUCAUUCUUAUUUACGUGUCCGAUGUCCAGCUUGGUGUGAUCGUAUCCUAUUGAGUCAUUCAUUUAAAAAUUUUGUUAACACCGAGAUUAAUCGUCCAAUAUACAAGUCUCUUGGAGACGAUGUGUGUAUGGGUGAUCAUAAGCCAGUCUAUUUGGCAUUAACAACGCAACUGGUACAAGAUUGGUCUACAUCUCCAUCAUCUCUGAUCACUAAUAUAGAUUCGUGUGAAACAUUUAUUACUACAACUAAUAAUAAUAAUAACAAUAAUAAUACUAACGAUCAAGAAAAAUCAUCUGUCACUGUUACGAGAAAAAAUGAUGCAAAUAUAACAUCAGAUUUUAUUUUAAACGAAGUAAAAUUAUCAUCAAACGAUAUCAAUCUUUAUAAUAUUCAUGAUUAUGCUGUAUUUAUUCAACCAACACUUUUACCACAAUGGUGGUUUGCUAAACUUCGACAACGACCUAUGAAAACAAUAACUAAUAGUAGUAAACUCUGGGCAAAAGUACGAGCUGUAGCAUAUAUGACAUCAUUAGGUCAUCGAACUGGUUCAUGGUAUUCAGAUGAUCAAACAGAAAAAUCACCUAUUGAUGAUGUAUCAUUAUCAUCAGAUACAGAUGAUAAAAAUAAUAAUACAAAUAUUGAAUUAAAUGAUUUACAAGAUUAUAACAAACCUGAUAUUGUUAUACCAUUACGUCGAGCAUUUAGUUCAAAUGCUUAUGUAGAACAUGAUGAAAUGUAUUCAACAACAUUAACUCGAAGUCGUUCUACAACACUUCUUAAUUCAUCUAAUCAUUUAUCAGAUUCUCCUUCUAUUGAAUUACCACCACCAUUGCCACCAUCACCCCCACCAUCAUCAUUACCUAAAUCAUCAUCGCUACCAACAUCAUCUUCACGUACAAAUGACAAUAUUCCACAAUUAAAAACUGUAAAAUUUCCUAAUAAUAUAACUCGAUUAAAUUCAUCGGAAAUAAUGAAUAAUAAAUUCCAACCAAUUGAAUCAUCAUUAACAACAAUGAAUCCUUCAAAAAUUGAACAUGAAAAUUUCAAUAACAAAAAAAUGACUUUAGUAUCAACAAUGUCAACAAACAAUAAUGAUGAUCAUCAUCGAACAGUGCUUGCUCGUCACAUAUUUCUUGCAAAUAUAAAACAAACAUUUACUAGAUGGAUACGCGAGACACCGGUGUAG
This is a messenger RNA of Rotaria sordida, 2208 nucleotides long. NCBI's taxonomy places the organism in Eukaryota, Metazoa, Rotifera, Eurotatoria, Philodinida, Philodinidae. The record is from the annotation of a GenBank genome assembly.